CAAGAAGCUGAUCAGACCAGAUGAAGAUGGAGCUCGUCGGGGUUAACUGGGUUCUUGCAGCUGCAGGUUUUUUUCUGUGGACCGGUGUUGGGUCUGCUGCUCCCAUGGUGUGCCACUACAACUCCAGAGCACUGUGUGAAUUCCAGGGGAGGAACUACUCGCUGGGUGAAAGCUGGAUGGACAACGCCUGCAUGCAGUGCACCUGUCUGCACCCUGUGGGAGUGGGCUGCUGCGAGACGGUCCAUCGGCCGGUGGAUUUCCCUGCGUGGUGUGAGGUGCGUGUGGAGCAAGUGACCUGCAAAGUGUUCUUGGUCCAGACAGCCGACCCCCGCCUGCCCUGCUCCCCCGGUGAGGGCAUGAAGGACCCCAGCCACGGCUCGUUUGAUCUGAAGCAGCAGCAGCUCGACUGGUAGAAAACAUCUCCGACCGCCGCUAUCCGUUCAACCUGUGUGCCAGUGAAACCAUUACUCACUAGGGUUAAAUACCAGUAACCACUUUAUACACAUACCAUAUCGAUAUAAGACUUAACAGCAUCUGUUCUUUUCUGGAUUGUAUUAUAAAUGAAGGGAAUGUGAGAAUCUGAAAAUAUGUUUUUGGCACUGAGCAUUGAAUGUUAACAGCUUGGUAAAAAAUGUAAGCAUCGAUAUUCAGAUGAAUCUUUAUUUUCAGUAUAUUUUUCUGCUAUUAAUCCAACAAUGACUCAUUGUAAAUAUAUGCGUACAUUAAUAUAUAUAACUAUUCCUGUUGACCUGUUCUCUGCUGUAACUCAUUUACCCUCCUAAUAAAACUCUUGUUUUUACAAAGAAUUUUGUGCAGAAAAACAAUGACUUCCUUGCACAUCAUCUAUCAAAUUCAAAAUCACACUUUUAAUAUUUUUUUCUCGUAGUAUUUACAUUUCAAUGCAGCCUUUGCACAAGCUGAAAGAAAUACAGGAAUACAGUAAAAACAUUUGGAUUAAGAAACAGCUGUUUCCUAACAUGACAAAGAGCUGGUGUGUGAGUGAGUAAAGGGAUCGAAAAAUAAAAUAAAUACAGGAAUACACCGCAACCACGAACAACCAGUGGCAUGUCAUUAGGUCCAAAAAUAAAAAUGUCCUCAUGGUUAAGAUGCACUGAAAAAAUGCAUAAGAAACAAGGCAAAACAUAGGCUGCAUAAUAUACAUAUGGAAUCCAUCCCUGACCCUGCUUAAACAUGGAAUCAACAAAAACAUAAUGCUUCUGAAAUGUGCACCUCGGUGCUAACAGUGUCACACACACACACACACACACACACACACACACACACACACACACACACACACACACACACACACACACAC
Molecule: messenger RNA, 1318 nt
Organism: Eleginops maclovinus (Patagonian blennie)
Lineage: Eukaryota; Metazoa; Chordata; Actinopteri; Perciformes; Eleginopidae
Gene: msmp1
Product: microseminoprotein, prostate associated 1
Exons: 3
Coding region: 21-413 (130 amino acids)
Cellular component (GO): cytoplasm
Source: RefSeq, a predicted model, not a curated record